Venustampulla echinocandica is the source of this 405-nucleotide messenger RNA. RefSeq lists its product as uncharacterized. NCBI's taxonomy places the organism in Eukaryota, Fungi, Ascomycota, Leotiomycetes, Helotiales, Pleuroascaceae. The coding region runs from base 1 to 405 and encodes 134 amino acids. The transcript has 3 exons. The record is from RefSeq and is a predicted model, not a curated record.
AUGUCCCCGCCAAUUCUCUUCAACCCAGCCCAGCAUGCACACCUCUUCCCCUCUCUAGUCUUAGUCCACAAGACAUGUAUCACCUCGGCACCCUACACAAUCGCCACCUUUCUCCCACCACUACAAGAAGAUCUCAUGGCUUCCUGGUGGCAAGACCGGAUUGAUGAAGUAUCCGCUGGUACUCGACAAAUUAUCAUGCAAAUGGCGCCAAACCAAACAACUGGGGCGGAAGAGUUGGCCGGGAAGAUGGGUUUUGCGAGGGCGAUGAUGGAGAAGUUGGAGGAGGUUGCGAAAAGUGCAGGGAGAGGAUUAUUGAUGCUGGAUACGGAAGUGGGAAGCCCGGCAGAGGUUGCGUAUCCGAGACUAGGAUAUAUUGAUGUGAGUUUUGUUCCGCCUGCCGUCUAG